Molecule: messenger RNA, 2098 nt
Organism: Ochotona princeps (American pika)
Lineage: Eukaryota; Metazoa; Chordata; Mammalia; Lagomorpha; Ochotonidae
Gene: ETFDH
Product: electron transfer flavoprotein dehydrogenase
Exons: 13
Coding region: 185-2035 (616 amino acids)
Biological process (GO): electron transport chain
Cellular component (GO): mitochondrial inner membrane
Molecular function (GO): iron-sulfur cluster binding; electron-transferring-flavoprotein dehydrogenase activity
Source: RefSeq, a predicted model, not a curated record
GAGCGAGAAAGAGGCGUGAACGCCCGCGAAGCAAGGGCGGUCGGCUGAGGCUUCGAGAAGCCAGCUUGGGCAGAGAGGAGUCGGGUGCCUCUGGCAGGCGAUGACACCCCUCGCGGAUUAGGGGUGCCGCACUCCCGGCGAGCCGACCCGCAGGACCCCGGGAGUGUCAGGGGCCGCUUGGAACAUGUUGGCGCCGCUGGCCAGGCUCUCCUGCCCGGCAUCCCUGUGCCUUCAUGCCUUAAAAAUUAAGAGAAGUUGUCUGCCUUGCACCGCGAGAUGGGCGUCCACUUCGGCCGCGCCGCGACUCACCACCCACUACACGGUCCAUCCCCGCGAGCAGGACAAGCGCUGGGAAGGGGUGAGCAUGGAGCGCUUCGCCGAGGAGGCGGAUGUGGUCAUCGUGGGGGCAGGCCCUGCGGGGCUCUCGGCCGCUGUGCGCCUCAAGCAGCUGGCCGCGGCGCAGGGCAAGGAGAUCCGCGUGUGUCUCGUGGAGAAAGCUGCCCAGAUAGGCGCUCACACUCUCUCGGGGGCUUGCCUCGACCCAGGGGCGUUUGAAGAACUCUUCCCGGACUGGAAGGAGAAAGGGGCGCCGCUGAACACGCCUGUGACCGAAGACAGAUUCGGGAUUUUAACAGAGAAAUCUAGAAUUCCUGUGCCGAUUCUUCCAGGUCUUCCAAUGAAUAAUCAUGGCAAUUACAUUGUGCGCCUGGGACACUUGGUGAGCUGGAUGGGGGAGCAGGCAGAAGCCCUGGGGGUCGAGGUGUACCCUGGGUACGCCGCUGCCGAGGUCCUUUAUCAUGAAGAUGGUAGCGUGAAAGGAAUUGCCACUAAUGAUGUGGGAAUACAAAAGGAUGGCGCACCAAAGGCGACAUUUGAGCGAGGGCUGGAGCUGCACGCCAGAGUCACAGUGUUCGCGGAAGGUUGCCAUGGACAUCUAGCCAAGCAGCUUUAUAAGAAGUUUGAUUUGAGGGCCAACUGUCAACCCCAGACCUAUGGCAUCGGACUGAAGGAGUUAUGGAUUAUUGAUGAGAAGAACUGGAAGCCUGGGAGAGUGGAUCACACGGUUGGGUGGCCCUUGGACCGACACACCUACGGCGGCUCUUUCCUCUACCAUUUGAAUGAAGGUGAGCCCCUCGUGGCUCUCGGCCUUGUGGUUGGUCUGGACUACCAAAAUCCGUACCUGAGUCCAUUCAGAGAAUUCCAGAGGUGGAAACACCAUCCCAGCAUCAGGCCCACGCUGGAGGGCGGCAGAAGGAUCGCCUAUGGAGCCAGAGCCCUCAAUGAAGGCGGCCUGCAGUCUAUACCAAAACUCACCUUUCCUGGUGGUUUGCUAAUUGGUUGUAGCCCUGGUUUCAUGAACGUCCCCAAGAUCAAAGGUAGCCACACGGCAAUGAAAAGUGGGAUUUUGGCAGCUGAAUCAAUUUUUAACCAACUAAAUACUGAAAAUCUCCAAUCAAAGACAAUAGGACUUCAUGUAACUGAGUAUGAGGAAAAUCUGAAGAAAUCCUGGGUGUGGAAAGAGCUCUACUCCGUCCGGAACAUCAGACCGUCCUGCCAUGGGAUCCUGGGGGUGUAUGGAGGCAUGAUUUACACUGGAAUAUUCUACUGGAUAUUCAGAGGAAUGGAGCCAUGGACUUUAAAACAUAAAGGUUCUGACUCGGAGAAGCUCAGGCCGGCCAAGGACUGCGCACCUAUCGAGUACCCGAAGCCCGAUGGGCAGAUCAGCUUCGACCUGCUGUCUUCCGUGGCGCUGAGUGGUACUAACCAUGACCAUGACCAACCGGCACAUCUGACCCUGCAGGACGACAGCAUACCCGUGAGCAGAAACCUGGCAGUGUACGACGGGCCCGAGCAGCGCUUCUGCCCCGCAGGGGUGUAUGAAUUUGUGCCUUUGGAACAAGGUGAUGGAUUUCGGUUACAGAUCAAUGCGCAGAACUGUGUGCACUGUAAAACGUGUGACAUUAAGGACCCGAGUCAGAACAUUAACUGGGUGGUGCCUGAAGGGGGAGGGGGGCCUGCUUACAACGGAAUGUAACCUGCAGCGUACACAGCAAGCUGCAGUGUAGACGGAUCGGGAAAUAAACUUUAUACUACUGCA